Molecule: messenger RNA, 1905 nt
Organism: Oncorhynchus nerka (sockeye salmon)
Lineage: Eukaryota; Metazoa; Chordata; Actinopteri; Salmoniformes; Salmonidae
Product: ras-related protein Rap-2b-like
Exons: 2
Coding region: 289-840 (183 amino acids)
Biological process (GO): negative regulation of cell migration; Rap protein signal transduction
Cellular component (GO): plasma membrane
Molecular function (GO): GDP binding; GTP binding; GTPase activity
Source: RefSeq, a predicted model, not a curated record
GAUACGUACUGUGGAGUGUGGGCAGGAAGAGAGCGCACGGUGGCAACUCAAAGAACAGACUUUGGGCAAGCUUCAGAAACCGGUGGAGCUCAACAUGUCACAUUUCUAAUGUUGUGUUACGGUCUGAACUGAACCUACUCUCACCCGAACGUGCACGCCUAGUCCCCGAACUUGUGGAUUUGGGACGAAAACUAGGACCGGAGGCACAACGGCGUCGCUGCUUGCAGUUUGAAACACAGCAGGGCUGCUUGCUGACGGAGAGGAAGAGAGGGGACUUUUUUCAGAACCAUGAGAGAAUACAAAGUAGUGGUUCUCGGAUCUGGCGGGGUUGGCAAAUCCGCAUUGACUGUGCAAUUCGUAACGGGAUCCUUUAUAGAGAAAUAUGAUCCCACGAUAGAGGAUUUCUACCGAAAGGAGAUCGAGGUGGACUCGUCGCCUUCCGUUCUGGAGAUACUGGACACGGCGGGGACCGAGCAGUUUGCCUCCAUGCGAGACCUGUACAUCAAAAACGGCCAGGGCUUCAUCCUAGUCUACAGCUUGGUCAACCAACAAAGCUUCCAAGACAUCAAACCAAUGAGGGAUCAGAUCAUUCGGGUGAAACGGUACGAGAGGGUGCCGAUGAUUCUGGUCGGGAAUAAAGUGGACCUGGAGGGCGAGAGGGAGGUCUCGGCCGGGGAGGGGAAAGCGCUGGCGGAUGAGUGGAAUUGCCCGUUUAUGGAAACUUCAGCCAAAAAUAAAGGCUCGGUGGACGAACUGUUUGCAGAGAUUGUCAGACAGAUGAACUAUUCUUCAGCACCAGGCAGAAACGACCAGUGCUGCUCGUCUUGUGUUAUUCUUUAAAAGGAGAAUCUAAGUUUAAAUGUUUCACAUUUCUUAAAUUUGCAAAUGGUGUGUUGCAGGUAGUCUGUACUGUUGAAUUGUUCUUCGUGGCUCACCUUGGACUGAGUUAAGGAAUUCCGUGAGGGAGGAGGGUAGCAGGGAGGGUGAGGGCCACUCUUCAGGAAUUCCGUUCGGCUGGAGUAUCGUUGCAGCAAACUCAAUGUACACCAUUGAUGUCAACAGCUCAGCUGAGUUAGCGACCCUUGUCUCAGCUUGCGCUCCCAGCUGGAACUUAUCCCCAACGGCAGAGAGGUCGAGACUGGGACCUGAAACGCUAUGGAUAUUCCUUUUAUGUAAAGAGGAUAUGACUAGAAAAGCAUAUUUUGUUAAUUGCUGCAUAUUAGUUUUUUUUUUUGGGGGGGGGUUCAUUUUUUGACAUUUCUCCCACCCUCAUGGAGUUAUGUUCUGUGACCACAGCACACAAAAUAUGUUUUUCAAAGUCAGUGAGGUUAGAAUUGGACACAACUUUUGUGGAGUGUUAUGAUGAGUGCCACCCGUUGUUUUUUCCUCCUUCAACAUGCGCGAGAGGACAUGACGUUACUGACGGACAGACGGCGAUCCGACCGCCCUCGCAUCGAGUGCCUUUCCAAAACAGCUGUUCAAAUUUAUUGCCAACCUGAGAGUGUCGCCACAAGACUCCCACAACAUGGCAAUCUACAAAGUUCUUAACUGUUGGACUGGAUAAUCUCUUUGGGGAGAAGAAUAAACAAUGUCACAACAAGGCUUUUGAUAAAGGAAUGGUGGUUGUCUUCUAUUUAGUUUUUUUGGGGGCCUUUUGAAAACUAAGACUUUUUGUUGUUGUUGCUCUUAAAUUUGAAUACACAGGUACUGGAUACUUUUACCCACCAAACACUUCUUCCAGACCAUUUAAAUGAAAGGAAUUCUAUGUUUUGUCUUUAUUUUAAAAAGAAAAUGCGAUGUACCAUUAAAGUCUAACCCGAUUGUACGUUUAAUUUCAGACCAGCCUUUUAACAGCUGUCUGUCUGUUUUAAAAAUACUUUUAAUACAAAUUGCAUUUUUUUUAAA